AUGAAUGUGCUAUUCAACCAAGCCCUGAAACAGUCCACCUCUGUCAGAAAAGACCUAGAAACUUUCGCACAGGCACCGGCCACCGCGUCUCCCGCUCUACAGGGACAGAUAUCCACGACCCUUACCAGUCUUUCACGAACCCUAGAGGACUACCAAAAUCUCUCGCGAAAUGAGCUGAACGAAGAGAAGAAAGAGAAGGCAUUAGAGAGACUCAAGAACUUUCGCGCAGAUCUGGCGUCCUAUCGCACACAAUUCGAUCAACUGAAAAGGGAACGUGAGGCAACCGUUGCUGUAAACAAUAGGAAUGAACUACUCGGUCGACGGCCGCACCAUGCUGCAACCCCUGAGAACCCAUAUGCCCAUGUCUCAAGUCAGAGCGCAUUUGCUCCUGCCCACCGCAACACACAAGACGGAUUGUCCUUCGGCGCGGGUUCCAGUGAGUAUACUCGGGAGGAACACGCACUGCGAGAACAGAGCUUCUUUGAUACUGCCAACGCCCAGCUCGAUGAAUUUUUGGAUCGAGGCCGAGCUGUUCUGGGCGAUCUGGGACAUCAACGUGACAUUCUCAAAGGUACACAGCGGAAGCUCUAUAGUGUUGCCAAUACUCUCGGAGUGAGCGGUGACACUAUCCGGAUGGUUGAGCGAAGAGCCAUGCAAGACAAAUGGAUCUUUUGGGGAGGUGUUGUGGUGUUUUUCUCCUUCUGCUUCCUGGUCAUCUACUUCUUGAGAUAA
Messenger RNA from Fonsecaea monophora, 732 nucleotides. RefSeq lists its product as hypothetical. The record is from RefSeq and is a predicted model, not a curated record. Gene Ontology annotation, cellular component: Golgi apparatus; late endosome membrane; SNARE complex. The transcript is spliced from 2 exons. Bases 1 to 732 code for a protein of 243 amino acids. Gene Ontology annotation, molecular function: SNAP receptor activity; SNARE binding. Gene Ontology annotation, biological process: vesicle fusion; endoplasmic reticulum to Golgi vesicle-mediated transport. Lineage: Eukaryota; Fungi; Ascomycota; Eurotiomycetes; Chaetothyriales; Herpotrichiellaceae.